GACGUCGUGCAGUGACGUGGUUUCCGUCGUCAGCCUCCAGGUUGUGUUUACAGUCUGAUUUGGCGGGAGAAGAUUAGACGAUUCGCUUUCGGUUCACAGCAGCGCGUUCGGUUGAGAGUUUUGAGCGUCGAUGGCGGCGACCGCGUCUGCAGCUCCCGCGGAAUCGGAGUUGGACCGAAGCGGGGCUGAAGAAGAGCCCCGGGCCACCGAGCCGGAGGAAGACGCGGGGAGCGGGCAAACCGGGCCCACUGCGGGCGCACAGCAACACCGGCUCGUCAAACUACCGCUGUCUCGCAUUAAAACACUGAUGAAAGCAGAUCCGGAUGUGAGUUUGGCGAGUCAAGAGUCCGUGUUCAUCAUAGCUAAAGCUACGGAGCUUUUUGUUGAAAUGAUUGCGAAGGACGCUCUCGUAUAUGCGCAACAGGGAAAGAGAAAAACCCUUCAACGCAAAGACUUGGACAAUGCUAUUGAAGCAAUAGACGAAUUUGCAUUUUUGGAAGGUACCUUGGACUGACCAAGAAGAUGCUUAAAUAUCAAUAAAAAAGACUGUCAGCAAGUUUUGAAAGUCCAUUUCAGGAAGUUUGGAAAAAAAGGUGGCAAAUUGGCCAAAUUUCAGCUUUUGCUUUUUGUGCAGAUUGAUACAUUUAUAUAGUUGUCAAAGUUGUAAAGUGUCAAUGUUUUUUUCUAUAUUUUAUGAUUCUUAUGAUCAUGUGUAGUGUUUAAUUAAAGUGAAGUUAUUUUAUGUUA
This is a messenger RNA of Danio aesculapii, 747 nucleotides long. It is a transcript of the gene pole4, whose product is annotated as polymerase (DNA-directed), epsilon 4, accessory subunit. The transcript is spliced from 4 exons. The record is from RefSeq and is a predicted model, not a curated record. The coding region runs from base 131 to 514 and encodes 127 amino acids. Gene Ontology annotation, molecular function: protein heterodimerization activity. Gene Ontology annotation, cellular component: epsilon DNA polymerase complex; nucleus. Lineage: Eukaryota; Metazoa; Chordata; Actinopteri; Cypriniformes; Danionidae.